CAAAAUAUGUUGGGAAAAUUUUCAGAGCAAGCAGAAAUAAAUGCAUCAGCAAGUGAAGUGUGGAAUCUCUAUUCCACUAUUCAAUUUGUCAAAUUUCUUGUUGAAAAACACAUUGUUGAAAAGAUUGAGUUUAUUGAAGGCAAUGGUGGCAUUGGUUCAGUCCUGCAAGUUACUCUUCCUCGUAAUGCUCCAUAUAAAGAGAAAUUCGUCUCAAUAAAUGAUGAAAAACGAGUGAAGGAAAUCGAGGUGGUUGAAGGGGGAUAUCUUGAUGUAGGAUUCAGUUUCUAUGGGUUUAAGUUUGAAGUUAUAGAGAAGGAUGAGAAUUCAUGCAUCGUGAAAAUUACCAUUGAAUUUGAGACUAAAGAUGUUGAAAAUAUUCAUCUUACUCUUGGCAAUCUCCCAGUCUUUGUUGCCAUCUUGAAAGCUACUGUUGAACAUUUCAACGAGAAGAACAAGUAAAUGUAAUCCAGUUUUUAUUGGACUUUAUGCAUCUUUAUAAUUAUAAUUUCUGCUCUUUCAAGUAAUGUAAUGUAUUUUG
Messenger RNA from Nicotiana tabacum (common tobacco), 538 nucleotides. RefSeq names its product norbelladine synthase-like. Gene Ontology annotation, cellular component: nucleus; cytoplasm. Gene Ontology annotation, biological process: abscisic acid-activated signaling pathway; defense response. NCBI's taxonomy places the organism in Eukaryota, Viridiplantae, Streptophyta, Magnoliopsida, Solanales, Solanaceae. Gene Ontology annotation, molecular function: protein phosphatase inhibitor activity; signaling receptor activity; abscisic acid binding. The record is from RefSeq and is a predicted model, not a curated record.